Molecule: messenger RNA, 1419 nt
Organism: Chrysochloris asiatica (Cape golden mole)
Lineage: Eukaryota; Metazoa; Chordata; Mammalia; Afrosoricida; Chrysochloridae
Gene: MMP1
Product: matrix metallopeptidase 1 (interstitial collagenase)
Exons: 10
Coding region: 7-1419 (470 amino acids)
Biological process (GO): extracellular matrix organization; collagen catabolic process; proteolysis
Cellular component (GO): extracellular matrix
Molecular function (GO): metalloendopeptidase activity; zinc ion binding
Source: RefSeq, a predicted model, not a curated record
AAGACAAUGGCUCGUAUGUCCAACCUUCCUCUGUUCCUGCUGCUCCUCUGGGGUGUGGGGUCUCAAGGCUUCCCAGUGACUUUGGAAACACAAGAGCAAGAUAUGGAGACAGUCCAGAAAUACUUGGAAAACUACUACAACUUGAACAAUGAUGGCGACCAAAUUGAAAGGCAAAGAAAGAAUGGUCUACCGGUUGAAAAACUGAAGCAAAUGCAGGAAUUCUUUGGGCUAAAGGUGACUGGAAAGCCAGAUGCUGAAACUCUAAAGGUGAUGAAGCAGCCCAGAUGUGGGGUGCCUGAUGUGGCUCGGUUUGUCCUCACAGAGGGACAUCCUCGGUGGGAGACAACACACCUGACCUACAGAAUUGAAAAUUAUACUCCAGAUUUGCCUCGUUCAGAAGUGGACAAUGCAAUUCAAAAAGCCUUUCAACUCUGGAGUAAUGUCUCACCCCUGAAGUUCACCAAAGUCUUUGAGGGUCAAGCAGAUAUAAUGAUAUCCUUUGUCCGGGGAGAUCAUCGUGACAAUUCUCCAUUUGAUGGACCUGGAGGAAACCUCGCUCAUGCUUUUCAACCAGGCCCUCAUAUUGGAGGGGAUGCUCAUUUUGAUGAAGAUGAAACAUGGACCAACAACUUUAGAGAUUACAACUUGUAUCGUGUUGCGGCUCAUGAAUUGGGCCAUUCCCUUGGACUCUCUCAUUCUACUGAUAUUGGGGCUUUAAUGUACCCCAACUACAUCUUCAGCGGUGAUGUGCAGCUCUCCCAGGAUGAUAUCAAUGGCAUCCAGACCAUCUAUGGAGCUUCCUCAAAUCCACAGCAGCCAAUAGGCCCCCAAACCCCACAAGUAUGUGACAGUAAGCUUACAUUUGAUGCUGUAACUACAAUUCGAGGAGAAGUGAUGUUUUUCAAAGACAGAUUCUACAUGCGUGUAAAUUCUUUCUAUCCAGAAGUUGAACUCAAUUUCAUAUCUGUUUUCUGGCCCCGUCUACCAAAUGAACUCCAAGCUGCUUAUGAAGUUGUCGAUAGAGAUGAAAUUCGGUUUUUCAAAGGUAGUAAGUACUGGGCAGUUCAGGGGCAGAACAUGUUACGUGGAUACCCCAAGGACAUCCACGCAUCCUUUGGCUUCCCUAAAACUGUGAAGAAUAUCGAUGCUGCUGUUUCUGAAGAGUCUGGAAAAACAUAUUUCUUUGUUGCUAACAAGUGCUGGAGGUAUGAUGAAUAUAAACGAUCCAUGGAUGCAGGUUAUCCCAAAAUGAUAGCUCAGGAAUUUCCUGGAAUUGGCAACAAAGUUGAUGCUGUUUUCAAUAAAGAUGGAUUUUUCUAUUUCUUUCAUGGAACAAGGCAAUACAAAUUUGAUCCUAAAACGAAGCGAAUUUUGACACUUCUGAAAGCUAAUAGCUGGUUCAACUGCAGAAAGAAUUGA